This is a messenger RNA of Periconia digitata, 1233 nucleotides long. NCBI's taxonomy places the organism in Eukaryota, Fungi, Ascomycota, Dothideomycetes, Pleosporales, Periconiaceae. The record is from the annotation of a GenBank genome assembly.
CCGAACACCCCACGGUUGAGAUGAAUCACGUGAUUGAGUCCACUAGCCCGCAUCAAGCAGAAGGCGUCAACCGCCAUCAUCCAAGUCGAGCUCCAGCUAAUGCCUACAUCGCCGCCGCACUCCACAUCACCUUCACCUUUCGACCGCAUUUACAAUCCCACCAACACCCAUUUCGACGUUGUAAAGCUUCUCAUACCUCCACCUUAACAGAUACAUAUCUCCGCAGCCAUGGACCGGUUAAGUCGCAUGCUUGCUGCUGCCCAGAGCAUGAAUGGCAUGGGUGGUGGUCCCGCUCAAGACACAAACCUCAUCGAUAACUCGGAAACCGUCUAUAUUUCUUCCCUUGCCCUCCUCAAGAUGUUGCGACACGGCCGCGCCGGUGUGCCUAUGGAAGUCAUGGGUCUAAUGCUGGGAGAGUUUGUGGAUGACUACACAGUGCGGGUAGUGGAUGUGUUCGCUAUGCCGCAGUCCGGAACCGGUGUUUCCGUUGAGGCCGUCGACCCCGUCUUCCAGACUAAGAUGAUGGACAUGUUGCGACAAACAGGGCGACAAGAAACAGUGGUUGGCUGGUACCACUCACAUCCCGGUUUCGGCUGUUGGCUGUCAUCGGUCGAUAUAAACACUCAGCAAUCUUUCGAACAACUCACCCCCCGCGCCGUCGCUGUGGUUGUUGAUCCCAUACAAUCCGUCAAGGGCAAAGUCGUCAUCGAUGCUUUCCGUCUCAUCAACCCGCAAACUCUUAUGAUGGGCCACGAACCCCGCCAAACCACAUCCAACGUCGGCCACCUAAACAAGCCUUCGAUACAGGCGCUGAUUCACGGUCUGAACCGCCACUAUUACUCCAUCGGUAUCAACUAUAGGAAGACGGCGUUGGAGGAGAACAUGUUGAUGAACUUGCACAAGCACGUGUGGACGGAGGCGCUCAUGAUGAACGACUUCCGCGGAGAAGGCGAGCGAAAUAAGGAUAGCCUCCAGAAAUUGGUUUCCCUAGCUGAGGGUUACGAGAAGAGGGUGAAAGAGGAGACGGAGUUGACUAAAGAUCAGCUCAAGACCCGCUACGUCGGCAAGGUAGACCCCAAGAAGCAUCUUGAGGACGUUGGACAGAGGUUGAUUGAAGACAACAUUGUUUCGGUGUCUCGGCAAAUGAUUGACAAGGAAGCAUCCGUACCAAAGUCGAAUUCCAAGUCCAAUGGGCAGGCGGGAGCAGACGAGGAUGUAGAUAUGGAGGACUAA